Suillus clintonianus is the source of this 1614-nucleotide messenger RNA. RefSeq lists its product as uncharacterized. The coding region runs from base 1 to 1614 and encodes 537 amino acids. NCBI's taxonomy places the organism in Eukaryota, Fungi, Basidiomycota, Agaricomycetes, Boletales, Suillaceae. The transcript is spliced from 14 exons. The record is from RefSeq and is a predicted model, not a curated record.
AUGAAAGUGUAUAUGUUAGUGGUGUCAUCAAGACGAGCGAGGGGUUUGACGGAGCCGAGUAAGAAUAGAAUUAGUGCUGGGUUGACGUUAAACGCCAAGUGCGAGCACCGAGCAGUUGUGGGUCUUCAGUUGGAGUAUGCUCGUGGAUGCCGACAGGAGAUAAUAUAUGUUGGUGUCUUGUCAGAUGUGUUGGCGCUGGAGGUGAUGGCCGAUAGGGAAGAUAGGAUAAUGUUGGUAUCCAGUCCAAGGAUGGUCCAGAGUACAAUUAGCGAUACAAUUCAAGGACGGUCUAGAAUAAUUUCUCGCCUUCAAGUUCUUGUCUCCCUGCUCGUUCCAAAACCAGAUCUGGGGAACAGCGAAAAUCAGGUGUCUGUUGGGUGGGUGGCACUGGAUGUGAUGACCAAUGGGAAAGAGGGGAUAAAGUUCGUACCAAGUACGAGAAUGCACGCUAUGAGCAGUGAAACUCCUCCCACUCGGGGUGUCCGAACUGCAAAGAAGAAUGCUCUGAAAAACGCGGUCUGGCUGCCAGAGAAGACAUGCACUAAGCGCCAGCAACGUGACACACCAAGUUCGCAACGUGACACGCAAUGUGAACCACAGUGGGGUUCACAACUGCAGUCAAAGCCUAAAUCAACGAAGAAGAGGAAGAAACAAGAAGACGAAGUGACAACUAAGCGCCGGUCACCAGACACACCCAGUGCACAAGAUGAACCACAGUGGGGUUCACAACCACGGUCACAGUCCAAGCCUAAAUCAACUAAGAAGCGUUAUUCAUCAGAUGACGAAGAUGAGGCUGUGAAACGCAAACAAUCGCGGCUGGAUGCUAAAAAGUCCUCAGGCCAUACUGCUCGUCAACUUACAUCCAUCAAGGAAGAUCAGUUAGAACAGAGCGGGAGUGAAGAAGAGGGCGACCAUACCGAUAAUGACCAGACUGAUGUUGCCAGCGAUGCGGAGGAGUCCGAUGAUAGCGACUUUGAAGACCCGACAUCUAUCACGAAGAUGCUAUCAACAGAGAUUCCAAGUUUCGUCUCCAGUUCCAAGGCGAAAAACCCUCCAGCUGCUCGUGAUCGUAAACGAGCCGCAGAGACGCCUGUGUGGGCCAACGAUCUCAUGAUCAGCGAAUCGGAGUCUUGCGAUGACUCAGCGCCCAAGUCCGACGGUGACACCAGUACCUUCAUCAGUGCAUCAACCUCGUACCAGUCCAUUGGUCGUUCUGAGGCUUCCACUGGCAGCAUGGCCAAAAUUCGAGCCAAGCCCAAACAGCACCUCAUGAAGGCCGACAUCGUAAAGGCAAAGUCAGAGCAAGAUUUUUCUGAUGCCGAGGACAAGUUGGACACCAGUAGUACCGUUGGUAGCAGAUCGUCUUCGCACCCCUCUGGAUCUUCAAGUGCAAAGCUCAUCCUGACUGAACACGGGAAGGUGAAGAUGAUGGACCAGGAUGUCACAACUCGAAAAGUGAUUCAAGGUGCUAUCCUCGAGGCGAAGGCCCAUAUGACUUUCGUUAACGGCUACCCGGAGUUGAUUGAAAAAACUUCCUUUUCACGCGACACACUCCUCAAGGCAGCUCGUGAUCAUGGCGCAACAUCUAUUGAGUUGAAACUCAAGACCUGGUAA